This is a messenger RNA of Trematosphaeria pertusa, 1077 nucleotides long. RefSeq lists its product as uncharacterized. The coding region runs from base 299 to 949 and encodes 216 amino acids. The record is from RefSeq and is a predicted model, not a curated record. Lineage: Eukaryota; Fungi; Ascomycota; Dothideomycetes; Pleosporales; Trematosphaeriaceae. The transcript has a single exon.
AGGUGUCUUGGACGCCGGCGGGCGGUCGGCGCUGAUUGGCGGAGCCGGACCCGUGGAAGGAGCGAUCGACGCGAGGUGGCGCUGGACAUUGGCGGGGAGGGCGCGGCGUCGCAGGUGACUUGCUGCUUGCUGCGAGGCCUGCAAUUCGGUUCUCUGCGGUGUAUGGAGACGCGCCGCCUGCACUUCGCCCGCACGCAAAAGACGGCCUCUGCGCGCCCGGGGUCGCGGCGAUCGGAGCUCGCUGGGGCGGGCGCCGUAUGUAGGAACGCUGCGUCGAGCGCUCCAAAUUGCGGCAUGUAUGGAUGGUGACGGUGCAGGCCGCGGUUCCGACCGCCAAAGGCCCAAGCGGACGGAAGAGGACAAGGCCGUCCCAAAACAAACUUCGCAAUUAAUCGUUGCCAGCGGCCGAUCGCUCGUCCAAAACCCACACCAGGCGACUUGUCCCGCGGGUCCCCCGAAGCGAUGUGCGGGUGCUGCUAGCCGAUUUGGCUUCCGGAUGACGCUGCUGCUGGCAGAAUGCCCUCACGCAACAGCUGGCGGCGUGUGGGAGCGCGGGCAUUGCUCAGUGCGGUCCUGCGCGCAAUACGGAUACAGUGCACAGUGCUGGCUAAUAAUGGCCCGAAGCCGCCCAUUUCUUUCAUCCUCGAUCAUCCACCCUGGCCGGCGUCCUCGGCACGGUCGCUUUAGCUCUCCCUGCAGGCCACUCAGCGCCCAUUCAGCCACUAGAGUUGCCGUCACGCCGCUGUGCAUUCCUCAACCUGCUUUAGUGCUCAGAUACCCACCCGAAGAACCUAAACUGCAUCUACUCUCCCUCGCCCUGGACUUCCUUCCACCUGCCUGCUGGAACACGACCGCCGUCCCGCAUCAUCACGGCCUCACCGCAGGCUCAUGUGCCAUUAUUCCGUCAUCCCGCAUCCUCUAUCAGACGCCACUGGCCGGAGACCGCUGAGGCGGUUACUUCGUGGCGGGUGAAGCAUCGCGAUCGCUCGCCCCCGCCAAAGUCCGAGUCCAUCGGAGAGCGCCGCAAGAAGCUCUCGCACGCGCGCUCCGUCGCUUGUCCAUCGAACAAUAGCAAUA